GCAUCGUCGACGACCGCUUGGACGUGCUGUCGUUCCGGUGUCUGGUGCACCCGCUGGAGCAUCGCAUCAACUUCUGCAGAAGCCGGACUGGGACAACAAUAUGACGCAGGUUGCAGACCGGUUUGUCAACGCCGUGUGCCCGCAACCGCGCGUUGAUGUGCUCAAGCUGAUGCAAACCUUUGCCGAGCUCGCCAACACCUGGCCCCUCCUCACCGAGCAAAAGCACAGGACGCUGGUUGAGAAGUUCCUCCAGCUGCACGACGACUACCUGGUGGUUGAAGAGGGAGCAGGAAAACUGCAGGACAUUUCCGUCGCAAACGCCGGCCUCGCGGGCAUUUCGAUGCAGUCGCUCGGCAUUGAGGAUCUUGGCGGCGACCUCGACAAUCUCAGUGACGAUGAGAGCGUCAGCAAUGACGACGACGAGGAGGACAAUGAUGACCGGCGCCGGAAGCGCAGCGCGAUGCAGCACGACGGCCGUGGUGGUCGUGGUGGUCGUGGUGGUCGUGGUCGUGGUGGUCGUGGCCGUGGUCGUGGUCGUGGUCGAGGACGUGGCCGUGGUCGUGGUCGUGGUGGUCGUGAUAGCAAGCGCCCAAAGCGGGAGGAUGACACUUCUAACGACAACGCUGACGAUGAUGACACGAAGCGCGAUGGUGCCGACGCCACCAACGAUGGCGACGAUGCUGUGCAGGCGUAUGAUCCAACGGCGGCUGCGCAUCGUCGCGUGUUCUGGCGGCGGCGGCGGCAGAUGGUGCGCAUGGUGCGCAAGCGGCGAAAGGUCGCGCUAAGCCAGAUGGAGGCCAUGCUCUCUGUGCUCGCCAGCUUCAACAACGGGAAGGCGCUGAUGGAGUGGGAGCGCCUGCAGGCGAUUGUGCUCAACUUCCUGCACCAUUCUGACGCGAACAUCCGCGCCAACGCCCUCAAGGCAAGCGCUUCGUUCAGCCGCAUGGUGCGCAAGUACCUGGAGCCCAUGAUGGCUGUCAACACGGAGAUGGGGCCCCAGCUCACAGAGCGCUUGAAGACAUUCAACGUCGCCUCCCCAGCCGUUGUAGAACCGGAGCACGUUGAAGAGGUGACGACCGUGUUCUUCCGGCUGCUACAGGCCAAGAUGUUUGCGCGCAAGGGCAAGUCCCAGAAGUACUCGCCCAAGUUCCAGCGCGCCCUCAUUCUCCGCUACUUGGCCGACUGCCGCACAGAGGGCGGUGAGGGCUUUGUGCUGGAUGCGUUCCUGCAUCUGCUUGUGCUGCCGUUUGCGCAGUCGCCAACGCCACCCGUCUCCGUUGCGCCGGGCGCCGCUGUGGAUGUGGACGCGCUGCUGGCGGAGUUCAACGUCGGCACAGACGUGCACGCAGCUGUUCCGCUCAACCGCCAAGUCGGUUUCCUGAUGCUUGCCGAGUCGCUGCUGAAGGUGUUUGACACGCGUCUGCAGCCGCACCUGCCGAUGAUGGUGGCCAUCAUGGUGCAGAUGGCGCGCGAGGCCCACGCUCUGCUCGCCGUCGUGAUGAGGUCGCCCCGCGCUACAUCCGUGAACUCAGGAUGUUCCGCAAGCUCAGCAUCCGCCGCCUCUGCAGCCUCUACAACUUCUUCAACGCGAAAUUGCUGGAGCCGUUUGCGAGCGCGGUGCACGAGCACGUGAUUGGGCCGCAGGUGGCGUCGCUGUAUCACGAAUGCUCAAAUGCCGUCGUCCCCAUCCUCCAACUCCUCAUCACGUGGAGCGAGGAUCCGAAAAUGCACCGCAUGAACAACAACGGGACGAUGGAGCGGUGGGACCAGCCCGAGGACAUUCAAGAGCUGGCGAAAUCG
Salpingoeca rosetta is the source of this 1800-nucleotide messenger RNA. RefSeq lists its product as uncharacterized. The coding region runs from base 101 to 1633 and encodes 510 amino acids. The transcript has 7 exons. Lineage: Eukaryota; Choanoflagellata; Craspedida; Salpingoecidae. The record is from RefSeq and is a predicted model, not a curated record. Gene Ontology annotation, cellular component: 90S preribosome; nucleolus; small-subunit processome.